AUGAAAAUUACCCGAGCUCGCGAGAGUAGCGCCGACGUAGCGGGUUUUUUCUCCGACCCCGGUAUUCUCUCCAAAGAUUCGAAUUUUUUUGGAUUGAAGGAGAAAGGAUACAAUUGUAUGGAAGAAAGUAUCUCCGUGAAUCGUUACGCUCCAUGUGACGCAAGAAUUGAAAAAAUACGUCUUGAAUCUUCUGAAGUAGUAAUUCUGCUGCUUCUCUCACGCUCGCUGGACACAAUCACACCAGAGAUGGCACUAAGUUGGUCUUUUAAAACGCUCGCGUACUUCGCAGUCGUUUUUGCAAUAAGCGAUUUGCACGGAACACGGUACACAUCUCGGUUAAACAGUGUCAGAGCUACCGAUGGCAAGGACACGGAUCGUCCAGAAAUAAGGAUACCUCAAGGGGUUCUUCGAGGUAUAAACCUGAUCACACAACGCAACAGAAGUAUCUUCGGCUUUGAGAGCGUCCCUUUUGCCAAACCACCACUUGGAGAACUCAGAUUCAAAGGCCCGUUAGCACCAGAACCUUGGAAUGGGACAUUCGACGCGAGCAGAAAAGCCCCUUAUUGUGCACAGAUCUACGAAACAGGCGACUUCGUAGGAGACGAAGACUGCUUGGUUCUGAAUGUGUAUACACCUCGACUACCCCAGGGGGGAAACUUCACUCUGCUACCGGUAAUGGUGCACAUGUAUGGUGGUGCAUUUCAAUUUGGCCGUAUCGAUUCCGAAUUAUUCGGUCCGGAUUAUCUUUUGGACAAGGAUGUACUCUUGGUAUUGCCCAACUAUCGCGGGGGGGUGUUAGGAUUUCUCAGCACCGGUGACGAGGUGUCGCCAGGGAAUUAUGGCUUGAAGGACAUGGUCCGGGCUUUGGAGUGGACACGUGAUAACAUCCAGUAUUUUGGCGGUGAUCCAAAUCGAGUGACUCUGUUUGGAAGCAGCGCAGCCGCCACGAGCAUUCACUAUUUGACAUUGUCAAAUUCAACAAAUGGACUAUUCCACAAAUACAUAACCCAAAGCGGAUCAGCACUGAGUCUGACAAUGGAUGCCCCGACCAUCUGCAAAAAUCGUGCAUUUCAGCUCGGAAAGCACCUGGGCUGUCCGACUAACUCAUCCACUAUCCUCAUCGACUGCUUGAGAGGUCUGACCGUGUCACAGCUUGUAAAUACGACAGUGCCGUUCCAAAAGUGGAAGUUUGUAAAACAUUAUAUUUGGGUCCCAACCGUUGAACCGGAUGUAGAAGGGGCUAUUCUGACCCAAAAUCCUCAGGAUCUGAUUAAGGCUGGUAAAAGCCGAGAUCUACCAUGGUUGUGUGGGGUCACCCGAGACGAGGGGUUAUUUCAAACAGGCGGUAAGUCACACGAGUGA
This is a messenger RNA of Diprion similis, 1362 nucleotides long. Its product is annotated as juvenile hormone esterase-like. Lineage: Eukaryota; Metazoa; Arthropoda; Insecta; Hymenoptera; Diprionidae. The transcript has 7 exons. The record is from RefSeq and is a predicted model, not a curated record. The coding region runs from base 1 to 1362 and encodes 453 amino acids.